Messenger RNA from Doryrhamphus excisus (bluestripe pipefish), 2273 nucleotides. It is a transcript of the gene arfgap2, whose product is annotated as ADP-ribosylation factor GTPase activating protein 2. Gene Ontology annotation, molecular function: GTPase activator activity. The record is from RefSeq and is a predicted model, not a curated record. Gene Ontology annotation, biological process: COPI coating of Golgi vesicle. NCBI's taxonomy places the organism in Eukaryota, Metazoa, Chordata, Actinopteri, Syngnathiformes, Syngnathidae.
GAUGUAAGGACCUUGUCUAGUUUGGGCCAUUUGACUUUCCGUAGUGACGUCAUCGUGUGGAAACUGUCACAGUGGCAAGAUGGCCGCCGAACCAAACAAGACUGAAAUUCUUACUAUUUUCAAAAGACUGAGGUCCAUUCCUACAAACAAGGCAUGUUUCGACUGCGCAGCCAAAAACCCCAGUUGGGCGAGUAUUCCCUACGGCGUCUUCUUGUGCAUUGACUGUUCCGGUAUCCACCGCUCCCUCGGAGUCCACCUUAGCUUCAUCAGAUCCACUGAGCUUGAUUCCAACUGGAACUGGUUUCAGCUUCGAUGUAUGCAGGUGGGGGGCAAUGCCAAUGCGACUGCAUUUUUCCGCCAACAUGGCUGCUCCACAAAUGACACCAAUGCCAAGUAUAACAGUCGUGCAGCACAAAUGUACAGGGAGAAGAUCCGUCAGCUUGCGAACGCUGCUUUGUCCAAGUAUGGAACAGAUCUGUGGAUUGACUCUUCAGGCGGAAGCACUCCAGCAGCUCCGGAGAAGAAGGAGACCGACUUUUUUGCAGAGCACACACAGUCCGCUAAUGACUGGAGCAUGACACCAGCCUCAGAGCCUGAGCAGAAUGGAAGCCCUGUCGGCGCACAGCUGAGGAACACCGUGGCCAAAACCCAAGAGGACAACCAGCCAGAAGACGGACCGAGCAUCUGUGGUCUGAGCACGUCACCCAAAGCCUCCAUGGAUGUUAAGCCUUCCAUUAUUGGGAAGAAGAAGCCAAUGGCUGCCAAAAAAGGGCUGGGCGCAAAGAAAGGUCUCGGGGCACAGAAGGUGAGCAGUAAUAAUUUUACCGAAGUGGAGAAACAAGCCCAAGUUGCAGAGAAGCUACGCGAGGAACAGGCCGCCGAGGCAAAGAAACAAGCAGAAGAAUCCAUUGUGGCCUCCAUGCGUUUGGCCUACAAAGAGCUGGAGAUCGACAGGAAGCUGGAGGAGAAGAAGCUGAAGAACCUGGAGGGCAAGAAAAGGGAGCAGGCCGAGAGACUGGGCAUGGGCUUCGGGAACAGGAGUGCUGUGUCACAUUCCGUGAUGUCCGAGAUGCAGGUGAUUGAGCAGGAAACCCCAGUGGGAGCCAAGACCUCAUCCAGGUCCAAACUGGACAUGUUUGACGAACCAGGCUUCACCUCCGGACCCCCAAAAUAUAAGGACAACCCCUUCACCGUGGGGGACACUUUUGGAUCCCGCUGGGACACAGAGGGAGGGACUGCCUCUUUCACCGCGUCCUGGGCUCUGGAGAAAGAGGAACCUAAAGAGGAGGUCACCAUCUCUAGUAUCCAACCUUUAGGGGAGAGGCUUCCCAGCAGAAGAAAAGCUGAGGUGUCUUCUCCAGCGUCCGAGUCAAGCGAAGCCAGGCAGAAGUUUGCCAACGCCAAGGCCAUCUCUUCCGACAUGUUCUUUGGCCGCGAGAGCAACGCUGAGUAUGAGGCAAAGACCAGACUGGAGAGCAUGUCUGGAAGCACGUCCAUCAGCUCAGCUGACCUGUUUGGAGACGGCAGUGACCAUAAAGGGCGGGGAUCGGGCUUUGACAGCGUGCUUCCUGCCGGUCCGGACAUCACCCAGUUCAAACAAGGGGUGAAGACCGUCGCAGGCAAGAUGGCCGUCCUCGCCAACGGUGUCAUGAAUAGCAUCCAGGAUCGCUACGGCUCCUACUGAGCAGCGUUGAGGCAAGAGGAAAUGAAUGAAGCCUCCAAACCAGCAGCUCCCUUGCUUGUGGGCGGGGAUGUGAAGCUGAGACGAGGGAAGCCCAAGGUUUUGCAUGAGGAAAGAAAAUCUUCCUUCUCACUCCUCCCCCACCUUUUUAGAGACCGUUAUUUUCAGGAGUCGGCAUUUUUGCUCUCUCCACAUUUAUGAGUUUUUAUUUUCAUAAAGCAAAACAUGUGACAUUGUCGUGUUUCAAAAAGCCACACUUGAACCUUCUUUUUGGUCGUAGAUUUUCAAAAAGAUGCAGAGUUAAUUCUAUAUAUUUUCUUCCCUUACACAUGGAUACUGUUAUCAAAUACUAUGUUGGUAUUUUUUUUUUGUUGUUGUUGAGAUAUUAAAAAAGACGUGCAGCCGUAUAUUUUUAGCCUCUGUUUGCAGGAAACUGAAAAGUUUUCAUUCAGUGUUGGUGUCGCUGCUGCUCAUCAAGUGUUUUGUCAUUUUGACAUCAAACCACCAGCAGCCAACUCUCUCACUAUUUGUCAUCUUGGAAUUGUAUAUUUCUGUCAGGAUAUAAUGUAUGAUUAAAAGUCUGAUAUCUUCA